Sphaeroforma arctica JP610 is the source of this 838-nucleotide messenger RNA. RefSeq lists its product as hypothetical. Bases 1 to 768 code for a protein of 255 amino acids. The record is from RefSeq and is a predicted model, not a curated record. NCBI's taxonomy places the organism in Eukaryota, Ichthyosporea, Ichthyophonida. The transcript is spliced from 3 exons.
AUGCCCCUACAUGUCAAUUUAAACCGUGUGCCUGACAGAUGCGCACUAGUCACCCAUGUACCAGACUCCCUCGGUUAUAACUUGGCUAAUUCUGCUGCUCUUAUGAUUCUGCAGUGUUGUGGGUAUCUGAGCGAGAAGGAGGACAGUAGUCCAUUUUCAGACGGCAGCGGUCUCUCAAGGAACGGAAAAUAUGGGACAAAAACAUCCCAAAAAGCCAAAUUACGGGUGAUGCAAAACAACCUGUUCUUCGCCAUAGAGACGUGUCGAUGGGCUCUGUUCAUUCCCAUUGUGUGGCUGUUUGGGCUAGAACGGCGCAAACGCCCGCACAAGGAACGGAGGUUCUAUCCCUUGACCGAUCUCGUACAGUGCACAGGAGAUAGGGAAUCAACCACAGCCACUAGAUACACAACGAAUGGCACGGACACAGACUCAACCCAAAGUCUGAGCAGUGACGACGAACUGUUUCACAGUCCGUCGCCGACCUACGCGUUCACGGCGUCAGAUCACACCGCAGAGUGUACAGCCAGUACGACAUUUCAGACAGGGCCGUCGCAUACACCAUCACCGUGCGACAGUUUUGUACACACGAACACCAGGGCAUCCCAACGUCCACACACGCAUAGAGAUAAGAAGACCCGCGGAUCUGUGCGACAGCUACCGUCGGCUAGUGGUGAAGGGGGGGUGGUGGUUGACCUGACAGCCAGCCCAUCGAGUGCGGAUAGUGACACGGACGAGUAUACGGACGUAGACGAGUACUUUGAGCCGUGAACCUACAUCCACGCACAGUUAUCUGCGUAUCGUAGUUUAUUCUAACGCUUUUUGUUAGAGAUACAAAGAC